Molecule: messenger RNA, 893 nt
Organism: Alosa sapidissima (American shad)
Lineage: Eukaryota; Metazoa; Chordata; Actinopteri; Clupeiformes; Clupeidae
Product: protein SPO16 homolog
Exons: 5
Coding region: 53-619 (188 amino acids)
Biological process (GO): synaptonemal complex assembly; reciprocal meiotic recombination
Cellular component (GO): chromosome
Source: RefSeq, a predicted model, not a curated record
GAUAGAGACAGUGCCCUCUACUGGAAGUAUGGCAUAACACACGGUGCAGUAAAUGAUCAUGGCAGAUCAGCAAAAGUGUGAUUCAUGGCAGACUACAGUGAUAGUUAGCACAUCACUUCAGAAUCACGAGUCGGCUAGGCUGUUGUGCGCUCAACAGCAUCGGAUUCGGUUUUCAGAUGGUGUCGAACCUGGAUCCUUCGUUUUCCCUCUUUCAGGUACGGCCUUCAUGUUAGUGGUCCCUCAGGAGAUUCAAGAGUCACUGGAGAACACUGACCUGUAUGAGAAAAUCCAAAAGUUUGUGCAGGUGCACAGAAAUAGUUUCCUCUUGCUCCAGGCUCCCGUGUUCGGGAAGAAAGAGUGGGAUAUCAUGGCAGCUGUACAGAUCAGAUUCUUUGGCACUAACCUCCGUGUUCUUCCAGUCCACUGUAAUGCAAACAUGGUCAAGGGAAUGUUGGCUCUUGCAAAGGCCACCAGCAAGCCCCAUGUGGACACUGUGAGGGACCGCAUGUCCCUGGUUCGUGCCCACCUCAUCGAGCGCAGUCCUGUAUGGGAGCUGCUGAGGGACAUUCAGACUCAGAUGAUGGCAGUCCCCACUGGCAAUUGGACCCCUGGAGUCUGAGGCUGUUUAUUAGUGUAACAAGAUAAGGGUGAUUGAUGAGUUGAUAGUUCCUGGUUUACACUCCUUUGAGUUAGUGUCUUCAGUCCUUGCUGUUAUUUAAGAUGGAUCAUUUAUACAGGUAUACAGAAGCUGGGUGUCUGACGGCAAGUGUCAGCAAUGAUCAAAUGUGUAUUUAUAACAUAUUCAUAAGUCUUUAUAAUCAAGUUAUACCAUUUCAUUGUUCAGAGUAUUCAGUUAGUAAAGCAGUUAUUCAAUAAUUAAUGACAAGCAUGAC